Molecule: messenger RNA, 4404 nt
Organism: Rattus norvegicus (Norway rat)
Lineage: Eukaryota; Metazoa; Chordata; Mammalia; Rodentia; Muridae
Source: RefSeq, a predicted model, not a curated record
CCUGUGAAUCGCUGGCCGGGACAGGGGAGGGGCUGGCCCUUGCUAAUGAACAAGUUGGCCAGGCGAGACAGGAACUUCAUUCCCCUCUGUGUCAGGAUUCCAGAAAUUAUGCCCCUUCUCUCACCAUGAACUGGCUCUCGAGUUCCUCGGGAGUUGUGCUAACUGCUUACCACCCCAGCGGCAAGGACCAGGUCGCUGGGGACAGCCAUGCAAAGGGAGGCGACGAAGCCACCUCCAGUCGCAGAUAUGGCCAGUACACCAUGAACCCAGAAAGCUCCACCAAACUUUCAGAGAGACCUCCAUUCGAUCGAUCAAGUUCUCAGGAUUCUUUGGAUGAAGUGUCAAUGGAAGCCUAUUGGACAGAACUAGAAAACAUCAAGAGGUCUACUGAAAACUGCCAAGAAGGUCAAGAAGCCAUAGUUGUCAAAGAACCUGAUGAGGGAGAACUGGAAGAAGAAUGGCUCAAGGAGGCAGGUCUGUCCAAUCUUUUCGGGGAGUCCGCCGAUGACUCUCAGGAGAGCAUCGUGUUUUUGUCUACGCUGACCCGGACUCAGGCAGCAGCUGUCCAGAAACGGGUAGAAACGGUCUCCCAAACCCUGAGGAAGAAAAGCAAACAGUACCACAUUCCUGACGUCAGAGACAUAUUUGCUCAACAGAGAGAGGCACAAGAAAAAUCUCCAGAUGACUCAGACUUGCGGUCAGUCAGAACAAAUGAAAACGAAGACCAAGGAAAAGAUGACCAGCCAUCUAGUGGGGCUGUGGAUAACAAGGAGCCGAUCCCACGGGUGCCUGAGGAUAUACCUGCCUCUGAAACAGACAUCAAUCUGGAGGUGUCCUUUGCGGAACAAGCUGUCAAUCAGAAAGAGCUCAGUAAGGAGAGGAUGCAGAAGACGAGAGGAAACGAUGCCUCUUUACCCAGUUUCAGACUGCCUAAAGAUAAAACAGGUACAACAAGGAUUGGAGACUUGGCACCUCAAGACAUGAAGAAAGUUUGCUAUCUAUCCCUGAUCGAACUCACUGCCCUAUAUGAUGUAUUGGGUGUGGAGCUCAAACAACAGAAAGCUGUGAAAAUCAAAACCAGAGACUCUGGUCUUUUUGGUAUUCCUUUAACUAUAUUGUUAGAACAAGAUCAAAGAAAAGUGCCUGGAACGCGAAUACCCUUGAUCUUUCAAAAACUAAUGGGUUCCAGCAAGUCUGAUGAUGUGGAAAGAAGACCAGGGGAGCCCUUGGAGCAAAAGUUGAUGCUGCAGUCCUGAGGAAGAAAGUUUCUUUGCAAACCUCUGGCUUUGCCUUUGCGUCUUCACCUGAUGGGAGGAGGCUCACCAUUCCACAGAGGGUGACCUGCAUGCCUUAAACCCUGCAAUUCAUAUGUUGGUCCCUUCUAGAAAGACACCGUCAUUCAAGCCUCUAGACUAUUGUUUGACUGAACCUCUGUGCACUACAAUGCUAACCAGAUGGGCAACACAGCUCCACAUGACAUGGAGAAGUCUGUUGAAUUUAGAUUCAUAUUAGGUCCAGCAAAUCUUCAGUCUGUAUCAAGUAGGCUGCUGAAUACUGACUGCGGUCUUUCCCAAAAACCAAAAUCUUUUCUCCUCUCUGUGAAAUUUUGAUUCGACUUAGUUUUUAAGACUUUAGAGACACCAGCAGCCUACUAUUUUGAGAUUAGUAUUUCAGUUUUGUUCACAUUAAAAAUAGAGGGGCAGUUGAAGACUUGACUGGUAGGCAGUUUUCACCAGUCUGCCUUUGCAUUGUGUUUUGAUAAAUGCACAGAGGGAUGUGUCGUGAGAAGCACUUUUUUUUUUUUUUUUUUUUUUUUUUUUUUGCUUCUUUUUUUUUCCAGAGCUGGGGACCGAACCCAGGGCCUUGCGCUUCCUAGGCAAGUGCUCUACCACUGAGCUAAAUCCCCAACCCCGAGAAGCACUUUUUGAUUAUGGGCCCACAGCUUGUUGUCUGCCCUUCAACUUUGUAAAAGGGGGGAAAAGAAAACACCCGAUUUAGAGAAACUUUCCACUCCCAGGCUCCAAAGUCUUCAUCCUUAAUGUUGAAGGGACAAUGUUGAACAGGUGACAUGAACCAAAGCUCAUCUUAUCUCAGUUAAUUUCAUCUUCUACUUCACCUGUCCUUUCCUCCCUCACCCCUCAGAGGCACACAGUGGUUUGUUUUAGUCAUGGGCAGUGGUUCAUUUUAAUGGUACUUUUUUUUUUUUUUUAGAAGAAAAGUGUUCGCUUUCUGGAAAAAGUGCAUUUCCUGAUGAAAUUUUUAAAUCCAAUGUUGUUGUUGUCCCGAUGAUCCCCCAAUUCAGUGUUGUACCUAAAGAGACUGAUUUUAUUUCCAUUUUAUAAUUCAACACACACACACACACACACACACAUGCAUAUACAUAAGUAUAUAUAGAUGUAGACAUACAGAUUUAUAUUUUGAGAUAUAUGGAACAUCAGUAAAAUAUGAAAAUCCCAAGUUUCACGAAAUAGCAUAAUUAUGUAUGGUUAUUUUUGUCUAUUGUAAGUCUUAAACAUUAAAAGAAAACUGGAAUAUGUUUCCUGUUAAUAGAAAAGCUAAUAAUGUAGCUAAUUAAUAAUGUAGCUAAAACACAUGAUUUUCAAAGUGAGAAGUAGGAGAUAACACAUGCUUUUGUUGCAGACAGCAAACACAUAACUUGAUGUUGGGAUCCAGCCCUAGAGACCGCUAAGAAAAGAUUCAAAUACAGAAUUCAGAAAUGAAUCUCAAUUAGCUGUUUCACAGCCACAAGUUUUUUCUGUACUUAAUAAAAGUAAAAGGCGUAGCUGGUUAAAAACUAAUUGACUUCAGUGACCUGCAUUCAGUUGGAUAUUUUAAUAAGACAUGCAAAUAUUUUAUAAGGCAAAAUGAAAUGAAAAUUGGUCAUACAUGAAACAUUUUAAUAUCUGGCAUGAAAUUCCUUAUUGAACGAUGUCCUUCUAAUCUCAAAUAAUUCAUAAUUAUUUUUACUUUGAGUUCCUCUGCAGUAGUCCUGGAAAGAUGUGGUCUAGGAAAAUUGGAACUUUAAAAAUUGAUGUACUUCCUUGACUGGUCAGUGAUGCCUCACCCAAUAAUGUAUUCUUAGGAGAAUUUGAGACUCUGAAUCUCUCUAUCAGUGGGUUUUCUGGUCGAAAUGGAUUCCCUGGAUAGGGCAAAAUGGGUAGUUAGGGAAAAGUCACCAACACUUCAGGAUCCACAGUUCUGAUUUUGGUAUACCUGAUUUGGGACCUGUGGAGCAGAGGUCCGGAAGCCUGCUAAGACAUGUUAAGAGUUGUCCCUCACAGACACUCUCAUGUGAAAGGGGUGACAAUGUGCUCUAUGUGGUCUAUGGAGUAUGAUAAACUCCACAGGGAGAGGUUUCCCUGAAAAUGACAUUCUUUAUCAAAUAUUCUUUUGUACUCUGGGGGAUUUCAUGCCCCAAGGUGUACAAGAGAACAUUUAACUGAGAUCGGAAGUGCAUGGAGCCUAUGUCUGAGUUUCACAAAGCAGAAGACUUGAGAAAUUGGGAUGGGCUGCAGGAGAGAAGCACCUAGAUACUCUCUUCUCAGUAAGCUUCACCAUGUACUGACCAAGGGAUAUGUGACCCAGGUUUUCUAACUGGAUGCUCCCUGACGGGGGCCCACCACUCUUACUUUCCUCACAGCUUUUUAACAAUUUGCCUCUGUAAUAAUUCCCUACUUGACUGAUAUUAUACGGUUUUCGAUAUUUACCCAGUUUUAAAAUUGUGUGUCUUUGUGUAGGAAUAUGUGCAUAUGAAUGCAGAGACGUCCACAAAGACCAAAGCCAUCCUGGUGAUCCCCUCCACCAGGAGUUAUAAGCAAUUGUGAACCCUCCUAUAUACAGUAGCUGAAAUCUGGAUUUGAGUCCUCUGAAAGAGCAGUGCAUACUCAACUACUGAGCCAUUUCUCCAGCCCCAUGGCUGCUACAUUUUAAUUUUAAUUUAAUUUAUUUUAGUGGAGUCGUAGAGCUAGGUUCGUGCCCAUUCGUUGAGUAUUAGUAUUACUCAGAAGCCCUCUUUGAAAGCAUUUUUCUUUAAGCUUGCCAUCAGAAGCCUCAAAUGAAUAUUAGUAACAGUUCUUUUUCCCAUAAAAAUAUUGUUUCCUGAAACCAAUUAAAUACAGUAUAUAAAUGUGCAACUACUGGAAUUGCAUGACAUUUCUUUGAUUGUACAAUGCAUGUUGCUGGAAAACGCAGAGUGGUGUUCUGAGUUGCUUUUGCACAGAGAACAUCUUUUCUCUGAUCCUGUGGAGAGGCCCAGCUGUCGUGUGAAAUUAUACAUUUCUUUUACAAAGGAGAAAAAGACAAACCUUUUCAAAUUGCAACUCUAGUUUCUACCUGUGUAGUUUUGAAGAUGCUGGUCCCACACCACUCUAAACCUCAUCAAACCCACUUUGCAUGCCAUCGGAA